AGUCAAUCAUACGUGCUCCAUGUUCGACGAGUACGAAUAUGCCUGCGAGUUCCGUUGAAGAAAUACGAAGAAGCAAGCUUGACUCUAUUCCUGCAACUAAAGCUGCUCUCUUUCAAUUCAUUUUGUCCUAACCCUAACCCUAACCCGAACCCUAAUCCUAAUCCUAAUCCCACUGGCCUUAUUUGAUUUGAAGGAGAAUUUGUAACAUUUGCGGUGAACGAGAUUUCAUCUUUCCAAAUCCCCUUCACGUUUAUGAUGCAUGGCGAUUCCUGACUCUAAUUUUAAUUGCGGCCGUUUUUCUUUCUUUGAUUGUGAUUAAUGGCUCGAAAUGUUUGCGAUUUCCGGAUCCUUCUCCUGGUAGCUGCUGCUGCCUUCAUUUUUAUCCAGCUGCGCCUUUUCCAUACACAGUCCAAAUAUGCAGAGCAACUUGCUAGUGCAGUGGAAUCCGAGAGCCAUUGUACAAGUCAAAUGAGGUUAUUGAUUGAUCAAAUAAGUAUACAACAGGGGAAAAUUGUGGCUCUGGACGAAGAAAAGAAGCUGCGAGAUGACGAAUGUCAGCAUUUGAAGGCUCUUGUAGACGAUCUUGAAAAGAAAGGUGUGAAAAGCUUGGUCGGCAAGAAUGAGCAUGUCCCAGUGGCAGCUGUGGUGGUUAUGGCCUGCAAUCGUCCAGACUACCUAGAAAGGACAAUUCAAUCUAUUCUAAAGUACCAUAAAUCUGUUGCCUCAAAAUUUCCACUCUUUGUUUCUCAGGAUGGAACUCAUGAAACUGUGAAAAGUAAAGCUCUAAGCUAUGAUCAGGUCACAUAUAUGCAGCAUAUUGAGUCCUCACCAAUAAGAACUGAGAGGCCUGGAGAGUUGAUUGCCUACUACAAAAUUGCAAAUCACUACAAGUGGGCUCUGCAUAGACUAUUUGAUGAGUAUAAUUUCAGUCGAGUAAUUAUAUUAGAAGAUGAUAUGGAGAUUGCCCCAGAUUUCUUUGAUUACUUUGGGGCGGCAUCGCUUCUUCUUGAGAAAGAUAACACUAUCAUGGCUGUUUCAUCUUGGAAUGACAAUGGACAAAAGCAGUUUGUUCAAGAUCCUGAAGUUCUUUAUCGUUCUGAUUUCUUCCCUGGGCUUGGAUGGAUGCUAACGAAAUCUGUGUGGGAUGAGUUGUCUCCAAAAUGGCCUAAAGCUUAUUGGGAUGACUGGAUGAGGUUAAAAGAUGUGCGGAAGGAUCGUCAAUUCAUUCGUCCAGAAAUUUGCAGGACAUACAACUUUGGUGAACAUGGGUCGAGUCUUGGGCAAUUCUUUAGACAGUAUCUGGAGUCCAUCAAGUUGAAUGAUGUCCUCGUUGAUUGGAAGUCUAAGGAUCUGAGCUACCUGCAAGAGGAGAAGUUUUUGAAGUACUUUGCCAGCCUUAUUUCAAAUGCCAAACCUGUCCAUGGAGCUGAUGCUGUCUUUAAGGCAUAUAAUAUAGAUGGAGAUGUUCGGAUGCACUACCAAGACCAGAUGGAUUUUGAGAGAAUUGCACGCCAAUUUGGGAUUUUUGAAGAAUGGAAGGAUGGCAUUCCAAGGACUUCAUAUAAAGGUGUGGUUGUGUUUCGGUGGCAAACGUCAAGGCGGAUCUUCCUCGUUGGGCCCGAUUCUCUCAAGCAGCUAGGCAUCCUCUAAGUAGGAUGAGCUGCUAAACAGAAACAUCAUCUUGCAGAUGAGUGCCGGAAUCACAUGCCCGAAUUUACAAAGCUCCAAAAUAUUGAUCUUGCAGUUAUUGUGCCCUCCUUGUAGGAUUGAUCACCUCUCGGAAUUAGAAGCAUAAGUUUAUUUUGUAGAUGAGCUGCUAAUCAGAAACACAUCUUUGUAGAUGAGUGCGGGAACCAUUUACCGGAGUUUUUAGUCACAAUUUAUUGAUCUUGCAGUAACGUUGUUGUGCCCUUGUAAAAUUGAUUUUAAUUAGGAGUGUAAAAUCUUUUUACAAAAGUUGACAAGGAUACAAGAGAUACUCCUAAAAGGAAAAAAUGUAUAUAAGGUCUCAGCCUUAUAUUGUA
Molecule: messenger RNA, 2024 nt
Organism: Amborella trichopoda
Lineage: Eukaryota; Viridiplantae; Streptophyta; Magnoliopsida; Amborellales; Amborellaceae
Gene: CGL1
Product: alpha-1,3-mannosyl-glycoprotein beta-1,2-N-acetylglucosaminyltransferase
Cellular component (GO): Golgi apparatus
Molecular function (GO): alpha-1,3-mannosylglycoprotein 2-beta-N-acetylglucosaminyltransferase activity
Source: RefSeq, a predicted model, not a curated record